GCGAUAUGUGUUGUGUUUAUGGAGUUGCUAUCGCGCGCGCUGUGUAGCAGGCAUCUACGUCCGCCAGUUUUACGUAUAUUACAACGAAUAGCACAAUCAUAUAUUAAUAGUGUAAUGUGAACAUUCUUCUGCUUGGAGGUGCAGGCUAUUCUAUAUAAAUAUUAGUCUGUCGUUUACUGUAUUUAUCGUGCACCGAGGUGUGAUUAAUGUUAGCCCGCUUUCUUUUUUCGUGUUAGCAUUUUCACGAUUUCAUUUUAUCAAACUCUUCGGAAAAAGUAAUUCACCAUGGGCUACUUAAAGUUAAUAGAGAUCGAAAACUUUAAGUCUUACAAAGGCAGACAGAUAAUCGGGCCUUUCCACAAGUUUACAGCGAUUAUUGGGCCGAAUGGAUCAGGCAAAUCAAAUCUGAUGGAUGCUAUCAGCUUUGUUCUGGCAGAAAAGACCAGUAACUUGCGUGUGAAGACACUGAAGGAUUUGAUUCAUGGAGCUCCAGUGGGCAAACCUGCAGCUAACCGAGCAUUUGUGACCAUGAUGUACCAGCAGGACAAUGGACAGGAGCUUUCCUUUUCCAGAAUCAUCAUAGGUUCCUCAUCAGAGUACCGCAUCAAUAAUAAAGUGGUGGGUCUGUCUGAAUACAGUGAUGAACUGGAGAAACUGGGAAUCCUCAUCAAGGCCAGAAACUUCCUUGUCUUUCAGGGUGCAGUUGAGUCAAUUGCCAUGAAAAACCCCAAAGAGAGAACUGCUCUGUUUGAAGAGAUUUCUCGUUCUGGAGAGCUUGCUCAAGAGUACGACAGAUGCAAGAAAGAAAUGGUAAAGGCUGAGGAGGACACACAGUUUAACUACCAUCGCAAGAAAAACAUUGCUGCUGAGCGAAAAGAAGCCAAGCAGGAGAAAGAAGAGGCGGAGCGCUACCAGCGGCUAAAGGAUGAGGUGGUGCGUGCUCAUGUACAGUUACAGCUCUUUAAACUGUACCACAAUGAAUCAGAGAUUGAAAAACUGAACCGAGAGCUGGCCCACCGCAACAAAGAGAUUGAUAAAGACAGGAAACGCAUGGACCGUGUGGAGGAGGAGCUGAAAGAGAAGAAGAAAGAGCUGGGCAGAAUGAUGAGAGACCAACAGAUGAUUGAGAAAGAGAUCAAGGAGAAGGAUGCAGAGCUCAAUCAGAAGAGGCCUCUGUACAUUAAAGCCAAGGAGAACACUGCUCACAAGAUCAAGAAACUAGAAGCUGCCCGUAAAUCACUGCAGAAUGCCCAGAAAUGCUACAAAAAACGCAAGGCAGACAUGGAGGAGCUAGACCGUGAGCAGGGGGCGGUGGAGAUGGCCAGACAGGAGUUUGAAGAGCGAAUGGAGGAGGAGGCUCAAAGUCAGGGACAAGAUCUACAGCUGGAGGAGAACCAGGUCAAGGCAUAUCACCGUCUGAAGGAAGAGGCAAGUAAGCGAGCUGCUACACUGGCUCAAGAGCUAGAGAAAUUCAACAGAGACCAAAAAGCUGACCAGGACCGUCUUGACCUAGAGGAGAGGAAGAAAAUAGAAACAGAGGCCAAGAUCAAACAGAAGAUCAGAGAGAUCGAGGAGAACCAGAAACGCAUUGAGAAGCUGGAGGACUACAUCACCACCAGCAGACAGUCUCUGGAUGAGCAGAAGAGGAUGGAGGAGGAGCUCACAGAAGAGGUGGAACAGGCCAAACGAAGAAUAGAUGAGAUCAACAUGGAGCUUAACCAGGUGAUGGAGCAGCUGGGAGAUGCUCGUAUUGACAGACAGGAGAACAGCAGGCAGCAGCGUAAGGCUGAAAUCCUGGAGAGUAUCAAGAGGCUGUAUCCUGGAUCAGUGUACGGGAGACUGAUUGACCUGUGCCAGCCCACGCAGAAGAAAUAUCAGAUUGCUGUUACUAAAGUUCUGGGCAAAAACAUGGAUGCCAUCAUUGUAGACUCUGAGAAGACAGGUCGUGACUGUAUCCAGUACAUAAAAGAGCAGCGUGGAGAACCCGAAACCUUCCUGCCUCUGGACUACCUGGAGGUCAAGCCCACAGAUGAGAAAUUGCGUGAGCUGCGUGGUGCUAAAUUGGUGAUUGAUGUAAUUCGAUACGAGCCACCACAGAUUAAGAAAGCCCUGCAGUAUGCCUGUGGAAAUGCCCUGGUCUGUGAGAAUGUGGAGGACGCUCGCAGGAUUGCCUUUGGAGGACCAUACAGACACAAGACUGUGGCUCUAGAUGGAACAUUAUUCCAGAAGUCUGGAGUGAUCUCCGGAGGUGCCAGUGAUCUGAAGGCCAAAGCUCGGCGCUGGGAUGAGAAGGCUGUUGAUAAACUGAAAGACAGAAAGGAAAAGCUCACAGAUGAGCUAAAAGAGCAAAUGAAGGCAAAGAGAAAAGAGGCAGAGCUGCGUCAGGUCCAGUCUCAAGCUCAUGGUUUGCAGAUGAGACUCAAAUACUCUCAGAGUGAUCUGGAGCAAACCAAGACCAGACACCUGUCUCUUAACAUGCAGGAAAAGUCAAAGCUGGAGAGUGAACUUGCUAACUUUAGUCCACGCAUUAAUGACAUCAAGAGAAUCAUCCAGUCUAGAGAGAGAGAUAUGAAAGACCUGAAAGACCGCAUGAACUUGGUGGAGGAUGAGGUGUUUGUAGAGUUCUGUAAAGAAAUUGGAGUUCGUAACAUUCGUGAAUUUGAAGAAGAGAAAGUCAAGAGACAGAAUGAGAUUGCAAAAAAACGCCUGGAGUUUGAGACUCAGAAGACUCGUCUGGCUAUCCAGCUGGAUUAUGAGAAGAACCAGCUGAAGGAAGACCAGGAGAAGGUGAUCAUGUGGGAACAGACAGUCAAGAAAGAUGAGAAUGAGAUAGAGAAACUCAAGAAGGAAGAGCAAAGGAACAUGAAGAUCAUUGAUGAAACCAUGGCACAGCUGCAGGAUCUGAAAAACCAGCAUCUGGCCAAGAAAUCUGAGGUUAAUGAUAAAAACCAUGAAAUGGAGGAGAUCCGCAAGAAGCUGGGGGGUGCCAACAAGGAGUUGACGCAGCUGCAGAAGGAGGUGACAGCCAUUGAGACCAAGCUGGAGCAAAAACGCAGUGACAGACACAAUCUAUUGCAGGCUUGUAAGAUGCAGGACAUCAAACUUCCCCUCCGGUCAGGAACUAUGGAUGACAUCAGCCAGGAAGAGGGCAGUUCUCAGGCUGAGGAGAGCCUCAGCAGCAGUCAAAAGACAUCUAGCACUGUUCUAGCCAAGGAAGCUCUUAUCGAGAUUGACUACAGCAGCUUGUCAGAGGACCUAAAAGACUCACUGUCCGAAGAGGAGAUCAAGGGGGAGAUGAACACAUUACAACAGAGACUCAAUGAGCAGCAGAGCAUCCUGCAGAGGAUCAGUGCUCCCAACAUGAAAGCCAUGGAGAAACUAGAGAGCGUUAGAGACAAAUUUCAGGAAACCAGUGAUGAGUUUGAAGCUGCCAGGAAGAGGGCGAAGAAAGCCAAGCAAGCGUUUGAACAGAUUAAGAAGGAGAGAUUUGACCGUUUCAAUGCCUGCUUUGAGUCUGUGGCCACCAACAUUGAUGAGAUAUAUAAAGCUCUGUCCCGCAACAGCAGUGCCCAGGCGUUUCUGGGGCCUGAGAACCCAGAGGAGCCAUACCUGGAUGGUAUCAACUACAACUGUGUAGCCCCAGGUAAACGUUUCAGGCCCAUGGACAACCUGUCUGGAGGAGAAAAAACUGUGGCGGCUCUAGCCUUACUGUUUGCCAUUCACAGCUAUAAGCCUGCGCCCUUCUUUGUGCUGGAUGAGAUUGAUGCGGCACUGGACAAUACCAACAUUGGCAAGGUUGCAAACUACAUCAAGGAUCAGUCAGUGCAGAACUUCCAGGCUAUAGUGAUCUCCCUCAAAGAGGAGUUUUACACUAAAGCAGACUCCCUGAUCGGAGUCUAUCCAGAGCAAGGAGACUGCGUCAUCAGCAAAGUCCUGACCUUUGACCUCUCUCAGUAUCCAGAUGCCAAUCCCAAUCCCAAUGAAUGAGACAUUACUCGCAUACAUAUAAACAUUUGUCUAUUUAAUGUAGUUUUCAAAGAUCAGCUUUGCUUUUUUACUCCUCAGCAUUUACACAUUAUAGUCUCUUGCUGGAUUUAAAUAUAGUUCGUUAUGAUUUUUUUUUUUCGCACUUGCUUAGGACAAAAUGUGUUUUUGUUAGUCCUUUUUGGCAAUCAUGUAAUUUUAAGGAAUCCAUUGAAACUAGAUUAGUAUGACUUUUCUAACAAUUUUAACUCUGCAUAAUUGGCUUUAAAGUGUACAACUUCACAAUAGAGGUCAUGUACUAAAACCUGCAGUUUAACUGAUUGUUUUUGUUGAUUGGUAAAAGUUUUAUUACCACUUUUGUAUUGACUGUAUUUGUCCUGUAUUUGUCCUUUUUAGUAUGGUAAGUUUUAACUAAUUUUCUCUCAGAAAAUAAACUCUGCUUUUCAAUA
Molecule: messenger RNA, 4433 nt
Organism: Labeo rohita (rohu)
Lineage: Eukaryota; Metazoa; Chordata; Actinopteri; Cypriniformes; Cyprinidae
Gene: smc1al
Product: structural maintenance of chromosomes 1A, like
Exons: 26
Coding region: 286-3987 (1233 amino acids)
Biological process (GO): sister chromatid cohesion
Cellular component (GO): chromosome; cohesin complex; nucleus
Molecular function (GO): DNA binding; ATP binding; protein binding
Source: RefSeq, a predicted model, not a curated record